Colletotrichum godetiae is the source of this 690-nucleotide messenger RNA. Its product is annotated as methyltransferase. Lineage: Eukaryota; Fungi; Ascomycota; Sordariomycetes; Glomerellales; Glomerellaceae. The record is from RefSeq and is a predicted model, not a curated record. The annotation marks the transcript as partial. The transcript has a single exon.
UACGACACCCUCGUCUUUGGUGUUGUUUCACCUUACGGUUGGAAUUGCUCGGCCGAAAAACUCAUCGCCUUCUUCAACCGCAACAUAGCUCGCGCUGCAGAGCCAUACAAAUCCAACCCAGGAGGUCCCCCACUCACCCGCAUCCUCGACAUUGGAGUUGGCACAGGAUACUUCCCUGCCAGAGCUCCUUUGCCUAAGUGGACUGAGUAUGUUCUCGUUGAUCUAAACGAGACGUGCCUGGAUGUCACUUUACCCGUCAUUGAGAGGGCACAUCCAGAGGUUGGUACCAACGCUACGAAGGUUGUCGGCGACUUCCUAGCUCAAGGUGAUGAGCCGAAGAGCUUGUUUGCGGAGGGAAACAGUUUGCCAGAAGGCGGCUUCGACGCAAUCUCUCUCAUGUUCUUGCUGCAUUGCCUGCCUGGCCCCCCGGCACGCAAAGCGGAGGCUUUAGGACGCAUGGGUCGUUUGUUAAGGCCUGGCGGCGUCGUGUUCGGAGCUACUAUCCUGGGCAAGGGCGUGAGUCGCAAUCCGCUGGCGCGCCUUGUUUUGUGGUUGAAUAACUAUUUUGGGGUCUUUGAUAAUCAUGAGGACGAUGCCGUGGGCAUCUUGGUGCCCCUUCAAAAGAUGUUCAAUGAGGUUCGAUACGAGGUGGUUGGUUGCAUGCUUCUUUUCGAGGCAAGCGAUCCCCGC